Molecule: messenger RNA, 1220 nt
Organism: Populus nigra (black poplar)
Lineage: Eukaryota; Viridiplantae; Streptophyta; Magnoliopsida; Malpighiales; Salicaceae
Product: probable calcium-binding protein CML13
Exons: 1
Coding region: 100-543 (147 amino acids)
Cellular component (GO): myosin II complex
Molecular function (GO): calcium ion binding
Source: RefSeq, a predicted model, not a curated record
CAGCAACCCCCCCAGUAACGUUUAAGACUUUUAAGAGGGCGUGAGACAGCAUUUCAUCCAAAGAGAAAAACAAAACGACCCGACCCGAAUCAGAAAAACAUGGGCAAGGAUUUGAGCGACGAUCAGGUGUCAUCAAUGAAAGAAGCGUUCACGCUCUUCGACACAGACGGUGACGGAAAGAUAGCCCCAUCGGAAUUGGGGAUCCUUAUGAGAUCUCUCGGUGGAAACCCGACCCAAGCUCAAUUAAAAUCCAUAAUCGCCGAGGAGAACUUGACGGCACCGUUUGAUUUCCCUAGAUUCCUUGAUUUAAUGGCAAAGCACAUGAAAGCUGAGCCGUUUGAUCGGCAGUUACGUGAUGCAUUCAAAGUGCUUGAUAAGGAUAACACAGGGUUUGUUUCUGUUGCGGAUCUGCGUCAUAUUUUGACCAGUAUUGGAGAGAAAUUGGAGGUGGCGGAGUUCGAUGAGUGGAUCCGAGAAGUUGAUGUCGGGUCCGAUGGGAGGAUCCGUUACGAUGAUUUUAUUGCUAGAAUGGUUGCUAAGUGAAAGUGAAUGAUUUGGAUUUUAAAGAUUUGUAAGUGUUUGUGAGUUUGUUUUGGAAGCAAAUUGUCGUUAGUUUUUUUUUUUUUUUGGGGGGGGGGGGGGGGGGCAGUAGUGUUUGCUUUGGGUUUUGUUUGUAAUGGAUGGUGUUGGUGUUUUUAUUUAUUUUAAUAAUUGAAUUGUUGAAUUAAUUUUAAUUUUCUUUUUGUAGUUAGCGUGUGGAUGCUAUUGUUGAAUCUGUGAUUUUUUACAGAUUUUUGGGUGAAAUAUAUUGUACGGAACUAUUUUUUAGCUACUCUUCCGUCCGCAUUUAAGGAACGUUUUGUGAAUCUGGGGUUCUGGAAGAUUUUUGAAGAAGAAGAGUCUGUCAAGCAUUUGAGAGGGAUUUUACAGGUCCAUGAAUUCCCUGGUCUUGAGAGCUUUUAGGUGCACGGUACCGGAAAAUUGUAAAGAGCAAAAAAGAGAUUGAAAUCUACCAUUAUUUAGUUUGCCUGGUUUACAGCUCUGUGCUUAAAGAUGGGCAUGGUCAUGGGAUUGGGUAUGUGGACCUGUUGAGGUUGAUAAAAUAGGUUUGGAUUAGCAGAAAUCAUCGGUAUUUCUGCCAAAAACUUGUGAUAAAUAAUGUCAGGUUGAUGAAACCAGAUUUCAUGCUAUAGAAGAAUGAAAGCUCCUGCUUGUUGACA